AACAGAAGGAAUUUCAAGCUACAGCUCGUAAAUUUGCUAGAGAAGAAAUCAUACCUGUUGCUUCUCACUAUGACGUAACUGGAGAGUAUCCUGUUCCUCUCAUUAAAAGGGCAUGGGAGCUUGGCUUGAUGAAUACACACAUACCAGAAAGUUGUGGUGGCCUUGGCCUUGACACUUUUGAUGCCUGCCUUAUUACUGAAGAAUUGGCUUAUGGAUGUACAGGAGUUCAGACAGCUAUUGAGGCAAAUUCCCUAGGUCAAAUGCCAGUCAUAAUUGGGGGAAAUGAGCAACAGCAGAAAAAAUAUUUAGGAAGAAUGACUGAAGAGCCCCUAAUGUGUGCAUAUUGUGUAACAGAACCUGGUGCAGGCUCUGAUGUAGCAAGUAUAAAGACAAGAGCUGAAAGGAAAGGAGAUGAAUAUAUUAUUAAUGGACAAAAAAUGUGGAUCACCAAUGGUGGCAAAGCUAAUUGGUAUUUUUUAUUGGCACGUUCCAAUCCUGAUCCAAAAGCUCCUGCAAGUAAAGCUUUUACUGGAUUUAUUGUGGAAGCUGACAGCCCUGGAAUACAGAUUGGAAGAAAGGAAAUUAACAUGGGCCAGCGCUGUUCAGAUACCAGAGGGAUUGUUUUUGAGGAUGUAAGAAUACCCAAAGAAAAUGUACUUAUUGGUGAAGGAGCUGGAUUUAAAAUUGCCAUGGGAGCUUUUGAUAAAACAAGGCCUCCAGUAGCAGCUGGUGCUGUUGGAUUAGCACAGAGAGCUUUGGAUGAAGCUACAAAAUAUGCUAUGGAAAGAAAAACCUUUGGGAAAGCCAUUGCAGAG
This is a messenger RNA of Thamnophis sirtalis, 815 nucleotides long. Lineage: Eukaryota; Metazoa; Chordata; Lepidosauria; Squamata; Natricidae. The record is from RefSeq and is a predicted model, not a curated record.